AUGGGGGGUUUCUUGAUUAAAUCUUUAUACUUCUCUAUCGAUCCCUCUCUUCGGAGCAGAUUGGGCCUGGUAUUUCAGGAAGGCGAAACGAUAUUCAACUGGGGAAUUGGAGUUGUGUUACGUUCAGAGCAUCCUGAAGUAAAGUUCGGAGAUCGAAUUGAAGGAGUUUUCAACUUUGAAGAAUACACGAUUAGAUACGGAAUGAAAGGAGAUACAGCAGCCCAAUGCCUGACUCGUGUCGAAAACCGUCACAAAUUACCAUGGUCGGUCUUUGUUGGCGCGAUAGGAAUUUCAGGCAAAACUGCGUAUUAUGGAUGGAAAGAGUUUUCUCAUGCAAAAGCAGGGGAAGUUGUCUACGUGAGUACCGGAGCAGGAGCAGUCGGGUCUAUCGUCAUCCAGCUUGCGAAACGAGACGGUCUCAAAGUGAUUGCCAGCGCUGGCUCCGAAGAAAAAGUCAAACUUCUCAAAGAUAUCGGCGUGGAUGUUGCUUUCAACUACAAAACUACAAAGACGAGUGAUGUACUCCAGAAGGAAGGACCCAUUGAUAUUUACUGGGAUAACGUCGGAGGUGAAAUGCUCGAAAGCUCCCUUGAUGCGUCGAGCAACGGGGCCAGGAUCAUUAUCUGUGGGGCGAUUUCCGGAUAUAACUCGGGCAAUGCGCAGCCCAUCCGUAAUCUAGUGCAAUUGAUAUACAAAAGCAUCACUCUAUACGGCCUCUAUGUCUACGAAUACGACCACAAAUACCGAGAAGAGUUUUAUCAGGUCAUGCCAGACCUGAUAGCGAAAGGAGAGAUCAAGUAUGCUGAGGAUGUUACGAUAGGGCUGGAGAAAGUGGGAGAAACUAUUCUGGCUCAGCAGAAAGGAUUGAACACUGGGAAGAGUAUUAUCAAAGUUACAGAGACCGAGUAG
This is a messenger RNA of Marasmius oreades (fairy-ring Marasmius), 909 nucleotides long. RefSeq lists its product as uncharacterized. The transcript is spliced from 9 exons. Gene Ontology annotation, molecular function: oxidoreductase activity, acting on the CH-CH group of donors, NAD or NADP as acceptor. The record is from RefSeq and is a predicted model, not a curated record. Lineage: Eukaryota; Fungi; Basidiomycota; Agaricomycetes; Agaricales; Marasmiaceae. Bases 1 to 909 code for a protein of 302 amino acids.